Mya arenaria is the source of this 7748-nucleotide messenger RNA. RefSeq lists its product as uncharacterized. Lineage: Eukaryota; Metazoa; Mollusca; Bivalvia; Myida; Myidae. Gene Ontology annotation, molecular function: cysteine-type endopeptidase activity. Gene Ontology annotation, biological process: regulation of apoptotic process; proteolysis. The transcript has 12 exons. The coding region runs from base 184 to 2718 and encodes 844 amino acids. The record is from RefSeq and is a predicted model, not a curated record.
UAAAUCCACUUUCCAUUUCCCUAUGUGGAUUUUCACUUUUGCUGCCAACACAAUGAUUAAAUGAACUGUCCGUGCUCUGCUUAGUUUGGAUUUUCUUGGAGGCUGAUCAGUCAAUUGUCCACAAUAGCGCUGAGAUGUUUUCUGGGUUAGCACAAUCACAUAGCUGAAAGCAAACACUUGAAGAUGGAGGAGUGCCACAAAGACAUCCUCUUGAUCCAGCGUGUUAACCUGGUAGACAAUAUGAACAUGAGAGGUGGCCUGCUAUCCCAGCUUAUUGCCAGAAAGGUCCUUGAUCCCAGGAUGGUCAGAGAGAUAAAGACUGGGCGCACCCUGGAUCAGCAAGCCGAGGAGCUGCUAGACAUCUUACCCCAGUGUGGAUCUAAGGCCUUCAAACUCUUCUGUGAUGCACUCGUUGCUGACAAACAGGGAGAAUUAGUAUCGCUCUUUCUAAAAUCAGAAACAGAAAACAAUGAAACUUCAGAAAAUAAUUCUGAUAGAAAAUCAAGCCCAGCUUGUGUACAAGAGACUGAAACCGGUGAAACCAAAGAGUCUGUUUCAUUGACACAUUCAGCAUCCAGGGAGAGCUUACCCACUGCAUCAUAUGUACAGCCUGUGACGAUUCGAGAAGAAUACCAACAAGAAUCAUAUAGGAGAAGUAUAGAACCGCACGGUGCUAUAUUGGUGGAGCCAAAUUUAGAUCAAGGGCAUGGUAUCAUGCAGCGUAGACCCAGUGAUGACCAAGAUUUUCAGCAGGAAGCUAGAUAUUUCUAUGAAAAUAAGUUUCUCGAUCCAUCUAAGGUUUCAAAAUCAGUGUAUUCUGUGUAUAACAGUGGUGGUAUGAUGUGUAGUCAGAAUGAUAAAGAGCGGUUGUUUAGACCAGAGUAUGGUUAUGGCUCACAUAGCAAGCAUAAAGUACCAGGGUUGUAUGAAGAACCUGGGAUCAAAUAUGAUAUGAUUGCAAAAGACUCCUCGCCAGCAAAUAUGAUAAAUCAUGGUAAACAUGAGCUAACCAGAAGUAUUGCUCAUUCACCAAAUGUGUUCAUGCAUUCUCCACAGAAAUCCGGUCUUCCGUCCAAUGUUGCCAAUGUUAAUACAAAGUUUCAUGAGAAUUCUGAGUAUUCCAAUAGAUUUGCUCCAUUAAAAUCUAGAAAUCACUUGGGUGAUGAUAGGUCCCAAUUUAGCCAAGAAUCAAAUGGAAAUCCUCAAGUUAGGGUAUUGACUGAUAGAAAUUAUGAAUCAGAGGUUAGAAAUAACCAGAAAAGGUCUCGGAACAGAUUUGAUGAUGAACAUUUUAUGGAAAAAGAUGUUCAACAUUUUGAAGGGCCAUAUCCUGCUAUGACACCAAAAGCCUAUCAAAGGGAAUAUACUGAGUUACCUGAAAGGUUUGUUGAAGUAAAUUCUGAUGCUGACAAUAGACAAGACAGAAAAAUAGUAACAUUGAGACGCCAUGUUGAAAGAGUACUUCCUGUUUCACGCCAUCCUGACCUCCAGACUAAAGAGUAUCCAGAAAUGGGAGAUAAUUAUGUUCCACACAGGCUGGCUAGGAAUGACAGUGUUGAUACCAUGCAUAAGCGACCAUCAUCAGAGCAGUUAGAGACAAAUUACAGCAAAAGAUUUCGUGAGGAUGUCGAUAGUGUACCUAAUCAAGAUGUCCCUGACCGCCAGGUCAACCAAACUGCUGUGGAAAGACUAGUACAUUCUGACCUUCAAAAUUCCAAAGACAUUGUGCGAAUUCCAACGCCCCAAAAAACCAAACCCUCUCCAAUUCCUAUCAUAUCAGAGUCACCAAGGGUUACCUCUCAGCCAAAGUUCUAUAUUCAGGGUGACCUUGAGCAUGAGAAAGGUCAAAGGUCAUCAUUGCUAGGAGCGAUGGAUGACCCAGAAAUUGACCUCACUGAUGGACCAAUCACUGUGCAUGUCGAGUUGUGUGCACGGCAGUUUUAUCUUAACCAUUAUAAAAAGGCAUACCAGAUGGCCCGCAUACCCCGAGGCAAGGCUCUGAUUCUCAAUGUGAACCAGGUUGUGGGUAAGACCGAGAGACGGGGGACUGACAUUGACCGGGAUAACCUCCAUCAUCUACUCUGUCAACUACAUUUUGAUGUCACUGUUACCAAUGAUGAGGAUGGGCUGACAGCUCUGGAAAUGGUGAAAAAGCUACAAGAUUUCUCCCAAGAUCCCGGCCACGCCCUAGGAGACUGCUGUGUGGUGUGCAUCCUCAGUCACGGCGAGGAAGGCUACAUAUUCGGUGCUGAUGGGAAAAAGUUUGAGCUUGACGCAGUUUUCUCCCUGUUUGAUAAUACGUGCUGCCCAGACUUGAGAGGGAAACCCAAGAUGUUUAUUAUACAGGCUUGCAGGGGAGGAGCGUUGGACCGUGGAGUACAGUACUAUCCGGAUGAACAUGAUGGGGCAGACGCCAGAGUGAGACAGGUGCCGUCCAUGUCUGACAUGCUCAUCUGUUACCCUACUCAGGAAGGUUACUAUGCAUGGCGUAAUCGAGAUCGGGGAAGCUGGUAUGUGGAAGCCUUGGUACAGGUCUUCAUGAAGUAUGCACACUGUGAGGACGUUUGUGCCAUGCUGAACAGGGUAAACCUGUUGGUGUCCAAGAAGGUAUCUCAUUGUCCGAAUGCCGACAUGGACCGAAUGUCUCAGAUGUCGGAAUACAAGAGUACACUGCGCAUGCCACAUCUGUUCUUCUUUCCCGGCAUUGGAACAGCUUGAUCUGGGAAGAUCGUUCUUCAAUCAUGAUUAGUUCCAAGUUUGGUCCAUUAAGUGGUAUAUGUAUAGGUGACUGCCUAUUUAGUGAAGGGGUAGUGUCAGUGAAUUGGAUUCUUUGCUGCGGUGUGGAUUUGUGACCUUUGCUAAAACUAUCAUUUUUUACUUAAUUUACCGUCCAGUUUUAUAAGCAUAAUUGUUGCAUUGUUUGCAAAUGUCAAACAUUAAACCAUGUACUUUUGAUGCAUUUAGAUCACCAAUAUUCUUCACAAGUGCUUCUGAGGAUUAAAUCUCUUAUCUCUUGAUUUUUCAACAGCAUUUUUCACUUUUCCUGACUAAAUUGCAGGGGCAGUCCUCAAGUUAGUUUUUCCUCAACUUUCAUACAAAUUCAAUUAACACAGAUAUAUAGACAAAUAUGAAAAAUAUAACAAAACAGCCACAAAUGAUUUUCUUUGAUGUGCAUAUUAUUUGAGUUGUAGGGAAACACCAAACAAACUUACAGUAAUUGUUGCCUGAGAUAAUAGGCUUUUCAACUUUGACUAUGGCACGGAAAUCAGCCAUGAUACUAUACUGUGUUUGCUUACUUCUCUGUAGGAAGAUUUUCUACAUAAUUAAGCUUUAAUCAUGUAAAUAAUGUAGAAAAAUGUCUCAGGAUUAAAAGAUUUUAAAAUGGCUCUUUUAUAAACUUUUAUGGUUCAGGAGCCCUUCUAUGGGUCAGAGGCCCUUCUAUGGUUCAGGAGCCCUUCUAUGGGUCAGAGGCCCUUCUAUGGGUCAGAGGCCCUUCUAUGGGUCAGAGGCCCUUCUAUGAGUCAGAGGCCCAUUUCAAUAAAUAUCACAAGCCUCAAGAUGGUAUAUUCCACGACAAACUAUGUUUUGGGCUUAACUGUGUUUCAAUAGAAAUAAUGUAAAAAACAUAUAUUGUAUAGAUUCUGCAAGUAACUUUACAGUUGAACCUGAACAAUUUUGAGCAGUUUAUGUGUUACGACUAAGAUAUCUUUUUUGAAAGAUCUUUUUUUCUGACUUGUUAAGGAAAGACAAGAACUGUAAGUUUUGUCAUAUAUUUUUUAUGCUGUCAUAGACAAGUUGUAGCGUUAAAGCCCAGUAUAAAUCAACUGUGAAAAGCAGAACUUGUAUUUGGAACUGCACUUAAAAGUUGAAUUAUUUUCUGCCACAGUAUAGACUGACAGACAUCAGGUCCCGAUUUCUCGAACAAGUUUAAGUCUCUUAUAACAGGAUCAAGCUAAGCUCACAUUUAUGUUUUCCUAUAAUGUAUGACAUAUUCUGAUGUUGAAGAGUUCUAAGAUUUUUUUUUAUCGUCAUGAUAAUCAUGAUAAACUAUUUCUUAUGUUGUAAAAUACAGUUUAAGUAAGAUAUUAUGCUAACCAAAAUAAGUAGCUUAAAUUUGUUAAGCUGAAGGUUUGUAGAGAAAUAGGGGACAUACUCUUGUAAAUUGUCUGUAGAUUUUCUGAAAUAGUUGAUACAUUUUGUAUUCCAAUUAUGCAUUUUGUUUGAGUGUGUUUUGUUUUAUUUUAACUUUGCAAGAUAUUUUAAAGAUUGAUUCAAUUUCUUUUACGCUUCGCUUGAUUGAUACAUUGUAAUUAUACCAAGAUACAUGUAUAUUUAUGCACAUUAUUCAUGCACUUUCAUACUAUAAUGUAUAACUAUUUGAUACCUGUGAAUGUGUUUUUUUACCAAAUGAGCAUACUGUAGUUUAUCCGUCCCAAGUUAAUGUGUUCAUAUAUUUAUAUGUCUUUUAUGGAUUGUACAUGUAUUUUAUUUGUCAGAACUUCGCGAAUGACAUCUUUCAUUCCAUUCUGCUAAUAUAUGUUUGCUAUUAUUCAUAAAAUAUAUUCAUUCAAUUUAAAUAAGUAUCCUUUUCCAGUAAUGGUUAUCAAAUAUCUGGGAUUCACAUCUUUUAAAUGAAAUAUUCUUUUUACAUACUGUUGUCUUAUAGGCGCACAAGAUAGGUUGAAGCUAAAAAUGCAUUAUCAUGUUAAACUCAAUCGACAUAAAUGAUCAAAACUAAAAAAAUCAUAUGAUUUAGGUACACAGUUUUGAUCUGGGGAUUUUGUGACCAGGCAGCUAUUAAUUCAACAAACCAUUUAUAAAGGCUAAUAUUUUUUAUCAGUACCUUCAUCGUUUGCUUUUUUACUUUUUAUACCCCCCAAAACAAAGUUUGGGGGGGUAUACUGGAAUCGGGUUGUCCGUCCGUCUGUCCGUCUGUCCGUCCGUUUUUUUUUUGUCCGGGAUUCAUCUUUGUCGUUAUUGAACAAAUCUUUUUCAAACUUUCAGAUAUUAAUGGCCAUGAUGCAAACUUGCGCCUCUGUGAAAUUGGUACGGGUCACAUGACCCUGACCAGAGUUAUCUCCCCUUGAUGUGUUAAAGUAGGCAAAAUAAGCCCUGUCCGGGAUUCAUCUUUGUUAUUAUUCAACAAAUCUUUUUCAAACUUUCAGAAAUUAUUGGCCAUGAUGUAAACUUGCGCCUCUGUGAAAUUGGUACAGGUCACAUGACCCUGACUGGAGUUAUCUCCCCUUGAUGUGUUAAAGUAGGCAAAAUAAGCCCUGUCCGGGAUUCAUCUUUGUUAUUAUUCAACAAAUCUUUAUCAAACUUUCAGAAAUUAAUGGCCAUGUUGUAAACUUUCGCCUCUGUGAAUUUGGUACAGGUCACAUGACCCUGACUGGAGUUAUCUCCCCUUGAUGUGUUAAAGUAGGCAAAAUAAGCCCUGUCCGGGAUUCAUCUUUGUUAUUUUUCAACAAAUCUUUAUCAAACUUUCAGAAAUUAAUGGCCAUGUUGUAAACUUUCGCCUCUGUGAAUUUGGUACAGGUCACAUGACCCUGACUGGAGUUAUCUCCCCUUGUAGGCAAAAUUAGCUUUGUCCAGCCUAACUCCAGGGCAAACAACCUAGACAUGGAGGGGUGGGGGGUAUUCGUUAGCCUAUGGCUUACAGUUCUAGUUAUCACUUAAGCCAAGUGAGUUUAACAUGCUAAUGUGUUAAAAUUAAAAACAAUUAUUUUUUAAUAAAACCUGCUGGUAUAUUGUGUGCCUUCAAAUAAUAACAAUCCUGAACGGAACUUGCUGUUUAUUUUGUGUAGCUAUGUUUAGACUUUGAAUAGCUAUUAAUAUAUUGUGUUUGUUAUUUAGCAAAAAUUGUUAUUUGAAAUUGUUUAAGUGUCAUUCAUACAAGUUCAGAGAUCUAUUAUUUAGAUUUUAUUUUACGAUUAAUUAGUGCAUGAAAUAAAGUUUCUCCUAGUAAGUUGAAUGAUGAAGUAAAUGAUUAAUUCUGAUAUUUUAUUGGCUUGUAAAAAUAUCACAGUUUUACCAAUUCUUAAUAUUCUGGCAACAAUUUCGCGAAACUUCUUAAGUCCCUUAUAACAGGAUAAAGCUAAUCUCAAAAUUAUUGUUGUUCUUUAAAAAAUUUUUGUUGUUCUUUAAAAUAUGUUUUAUUUAUUUCUUCAAGAAAAUUUAUGAAUUAUGUAGGACUUACCGGUAUGUGUCUGAUUAUCAGAAUAAACCAUUUUUUAUUUAUCAAAAUCAAUUUUCAGUAUGUAUUUUGGCUAAUUGAAAUAAGCGACAUAAGCCUGUUUAGCUUAAGAAGUUUCGAGAAAUUGGGGCCUGGGGAUGUCUACCACCUAAAUCCCAGAUUUAAACUAGGAAACAAUUAUGCGCUAUUUUUAAACUGGGAAACAUAGAUGAGACAGCAACAUGAUUGUUGCAUUUAUUAUUUAAUCAUAUUAAAUGAUGUAUUAUCGGCCUCCUAGCUCGCAUGGACAAAUCUAAGUUUAUUUUGAGUAAAUACUGUAUUUGCCAAUGAGGGACCAGUUGGUGUCUAGCCCCUUUAAUAUAACCAUUAUGUGCCUUAUGGUUGGAGAAAAAUUAGAGUAGUGUAUAGAGGGAAAAUGGUAGACAAAAAAUACAACGAUCUCUAAUGAGGGGUAAUGCAUAACUAUAAGUAGUUAAACUUCUGUUGUAGUAGCUAACACAAAAAUCAGUUAGAUUGUGACUAAUCCUUGAUGUUAAAUUAUUUUCCAAUGUUAAUUGUUAGCCUUCCAUGAAUUGUUAUGUAUUUUGUUAAAAAGAUUGUUAGUUAUAAUGUCAAUAUUUGAAUGAGAUGUCUUCCAUCAUUUUGUAACAAUAAGGCAGAGGAUUUUUUGCUGAUCGUUUUUUUAUCAAAGCAUUACUUGAAAUGACAGUACAGAUGUGUGUAGCAAUGUAUAUUCUGGUUAAGUUUGAGUUUGAAAGAUAAUAAAUGAUGAGCAUGUUCUUCUUGAAAAACGUUGGAAGCCUGUCUAAAAUUUUGCUGAAAGAAAGUUGAAAUAUUGCCAAAGCCUUGACCUAGUUUUUGUUAUCUUCGUCAUUGGCAAGUAGAAACUUUAACCAUGACUUUAACUCAAAACAUGUUCAAGAUAUUCAAAUGAAACUUGGUACAAAUGUGACAAUACACAAACAUAUAUGUAAAGCAAAGUCCAUAUCUCUGGCUUUCCUAAUUUUCGAGUUAUAUCCCAUGUUUGACUGCGGAAAUAUCAGAUGAGCGUUUGCGUUCUUAGCAGAGCUCUCGGAUUAAAAAAUGUCAUAUUGAUUUUUUGUGUACUUCUAGUGGUUAUUUAUCUUUGGACAAAGUCUUGAAACUCCCAAAUAUGUAGAUGGUAAAUGGAUCAGGAAAAUCCAAAUUCUCAAUGUAUGUAAAAGGACAGUGUACUGUUUUAUGGUAUGUUGAAAAUGUUAUAAUCCUUGGUUGAUGUUUCCUAAUUUUAACAUAGAUUAAAGCGUAGAGAUUAUUUAUUACCAUGUGUGUUCUAAUUAUUAACAAUGAAAAUGGUUAAACGUCAGUAUUACAAAUCUGGGGUUGUUAUGUUUGGAAAGUUUUUCUAUUACAGCAACAAACUUGAGGGUCAAAUUAAUUAUGUGUUGACCUUACCUACCUAUAUGAUCUUUUGAGAUGUUUAUUUUUGUAGAAUAUUUGUAAAAAAUACUAUAUUAUAAUCUCUUUGUCUUAACAUUCCAUUUUCAGCUUUUAAACUAAUAAAGGAUUGAAAAUA